AGUGCAGAGUACGCGGCGCGGUCCCUCGGCGCGGCCACUCUCGUCCUCCCCGCGCCGCUGGGACCUCCUCCUCUCGCGAGAGGCGCGUGGCGCGGAGCCGGCUGCUGCGGAGAAGCCGGGAGCGAGCCCUGGGCGGCAGUGUUUAGGUCUGCAGCCCUGCAGGAAUGGCAGAUUUUGGGAUCUCAGCUGGCCAGUUUGUAGCAGUGGUCUGGGAUAAGUCAUCCUCAGUGGAAGCUCUGAAGGAUCUGGUGGAUAAGCUUCAAGAGUUGACUGGCGAUGAGGGCCGAGUGUCUGUGGAAAACAUCAACCAGCUGGUGCAGUCUGCCCACAAAGAAUCUAGCUUUGACAUUAUUUUGUCGGGUGUAAUUCCUGGAAGCACCACUCUGCACAAUGCUGAGAUUUUGGCUGAGAUGGCCCGGAUCCUUCGGCCUGGUGGCUGUCUUUUUUUGAAAGAGCCAGUAGAGACAGCUGCAGUUAACAAUAGCAAAGUGAAGACGGCACCUAAGCUCUGUUCAGCCCUGACUCUCUCUGGUCUUGUGGAAGUAAAAGAGCUGCAGCGUGAGUCCUUGAGCCCUGAGGAGAUUCAGUCUGUCCAGGAACACCUGGGUUACCACAGUGACAGCCUGCUGUCUGUGCAGAUCACAGGCAAAAAGCCCAACUUUGAAGUGGGUUCUUCUAGUCAACUUAAGCUUUCUAUUGCCAAGAAGUCUUCAGGGAAGCCUGCUGUGGACCCUGCAGCUGUCAAGCUCUGGACCCUCUCGGCCAAUGACAUGGAGGAUGAGAGCGUGGAUCUCAUUGACUCAGAUGAACUGCUGGAUCCCGAAGAUUUGAAGAAGCCGGACCCAGCAUCCUUGCGGGCUGCUUCCUGUGGGGAAGGGAAAAAGCGGAAGGCCUGCAAGAACUGCACCUGUGGCCUCGCAGAAGAACUGGAAAAAGAGAAGUCAAGGGACCAGAUGAGCUCCCAACCCAAGUCUGCUUGUGGAAACUGCUACCUGGGCGAUGCUUUCCGCUGUGCCAGCUGCCCCUACCUUGGGAUGCCAGCCUUCAGACCCGGGGAGAAGGUGCUUCUGAGCAACAGCGGCCUCCACGACGCCUAGGAGGGGCCAGCCUGGGACCUGUGCCCUCGGCCACUCCUGCCCCUGAACCCCACCACUGUGGUUCCCCCCAUCUCCUCUGGAUUUCCUCACUCUGUCUGAUGUCCGUUUGCGGGGAGGGUGCUCAGUACAGAGUGGGGCCAGCU
Molecule: messenger RNA, 1240 nt
Organism: Camelus dromedarius (Arabian camel)
Lineage: Eukaryota; Metazoa; Chordata; Mammalia; Artiodactyla; Camelidae
Gene: CIAPIN1
Product: cytokine induced apoptosis inhibitor 1
Exons: 9
Coding region: 165-1097 (310 amino acids)
Biological process (GO): iron-sulfur cluster assembly
Cellular component (GO): cytoplasm
Molecular function (GO): iron-sulfur cluster binding
Source: RefSeq, a predicted model, not a curated record